Messenger RNA from Mus musculus (house mouse), 1130 nucleotides. It is a transcript of the gene Cmtm1, whose product is annotated as CKLF-like MARVEL transmembrane domain containing 1. Lineage: Eukaryota; Metazoa; Chordata; Mammalia; Rodentia; Muridae. The record is from RefSeq and is marked validated. The coding region runs from base 151 to 1062 and encodes 303 amino acids. The transcript is spliced from 4 exons.
GCUAGGCAGCAGCCAUCAAAAAAACAGGUGCACGCGGGAUAGACUGCCAGCAGCCGUUGAAGCCAGUUCCCCAGUGGGCCAUCGCCCUGCGGCCACCCAGCCGACCAGAGGCACAGGGCCAGCCUGGCAUAAUCAGGCUUGGAACCCACCAUGAAUCCUGCAUCCGCCAGGCGUGAGUCCGGCGGGGAUGGGUCCAGGCGUGAGUCCAGACGCUUAACUUUACGACCUCGAGUGUUGGAUGCUUCCUCACCUUCGGAUUCACAGGCGUAUGCUGCCUCUGCUCCACCUCACCAGGGACCUUCAGUACCCGGGACACCAGCCAGCCAGGGACCUUCAGUACCCGGGACACCAGCCAGCCAGGGACCUUCAGUACCCGGGACACCAGCCAGCCAGGGACCUUCAGUACCCGGGACACCAGCCAGCCAGGGACCUUCAGUACCCGGAACACCAUCCCGCCAGCAAUCUUUUAUACGUGCCACACCAAUCCGCCAGCAAUCUUUUAUACGUGCUAUACCAUCCAGGCAGCGACCUUCAGUACAAGCCAUACCAUCCAGCCAGCGACCUUUAGUACACGUCAUACCAUCCAGUCAGCGACCUUCAGUACGUGCCACACCAUCCAGUCAGCGACCUUCAGUACGUGCCACACCAUCCAGUCAGCGACCUUCAUGUAUUACGGCAACCUCAGUGUUUUGUUUCGUCAUUGGUGGUGCCCAGGAGCUGUUUGUAGUCAUCAUGAUUCAGGAAACCUGCAUCGUCCUAUUUUUCAUCAUCAUCUAUUUGGUAACCCUUCAAACCACGAUGGCCUGUAUCCACUGGCCUCUGCUUGAUCUGAUCAACUCUGCCAUUUCAACAGUAUUUCUUGGAAUAGUUGGUAUAGUAGUCAUUGGGAAAAAAAAUACAAAGGAUCUAUGCUACGCUGGAGGGAUCCUGUGCCUCUCGGCAGCAGUCCUGUGUGUCAUCGAUGCAUUGCUGUUUACUGAGAAGAGGAGGAACAAAGCGAAAAGUUCCCUGGCGAGGGAAACUAAGCUCUCUGCCACCCAACUGAGGCAGAAGCAGCACUGACGUCACCCAGCCCUCCGCUGGGUGACACAAGAUCAUAUCUACAUGUAUAAUCACUCCCACCAGGCCAU